GUAAUUUCAACUGUGAUUACUGCGACAGUACCGUUGCAGUAGCUGUUUAGUUUAAGCGAAAUACUUACUCGAUCAUCAUGGAGAACGAAUCGCAAAAAUCGAUAUGGUCUAUGCAAAAGGGCACGACUACCAUGUUUCUCGCCGAAGUGAUAGGCACCGCGGUACUUUUAUUUCUUGGUUGCAUGGGCUCCGUCGGUUCUAUGCAAUCCCCGAUACCUACGCAACUCCAGAUGUCCGUAGCGUUUGGUAUGACUGUCAAUGUGCUGAUCAUGAUGUUGGGUCACAUAAGCGGUGCACAUUUUAAUCCAGCUGUCACGAUCGGCUCGGUGAUCGUCGGAAUUAAAACUAUACCAACUGGUAUCGUUUACAUAGUGGGCCAAUUCAUUGGCGCUGUACUUGGAUUCGGAAUGCUAACGGUGGUGACUCCACCCGAGUUGCUUCACGCCGGGAAUCCGUCGGCGACGUCAAACUUUUGCGUGACUGCCGUCUACGAAGGCGUCAGUAGCGUGCAGGCGAUUUUAAUCGAGAUGGUUUGCACGUCGGUUAUACUUUGCACAGCAUGCGCUACUUGGGACCCCAGAUGCGCGAACGUCGCGGAUUCCAUGGCGAUCAAAUUUGGUUUUGCGGUUGUCGGUAUUUCAGCCGCAGCGGCGCCCUAUACUGGCUGUAGCAUGAAUCCUGCGCGUAGUUUCGCCCCUGCUCUUUUCUUAGGAAAUUGGAAGGAUCAAUGGAUUUACUGGUUCGGACCGACCGCAGGAGCUUUUCUUGGAUCGUACACUUAUCAGCUUCUGUUUUUGGAGAAGGAACCGAACAUGACUGGCGACGAACAUACUUUCAUAGAAAUGAAUUCGAGAAAUUCUGCCAGAUCGAUGUAUCCGGAACACGAUGACAAUAUAAAUCCACCCAAGGAAAAUAUUAAAGUGGAAAGUCUCGAAGUCGUACAAGCUUGAGAGGAUGAUGUUAACACUUAAAGACGAAUAGGUACGAAAUUUUAUACAUUUUGUACUUUGUAUCUGUUACCAUUGGCUGGUAACAGUCUUCCAUGAUGAUUCAAGUAGUUGAUAGGAACUGCCGGCGAUGGCACUAUAUCGAACCCAAUGCAAUCGCGUUCUUUAUAUUUCAUUCGAGAAAUAAUUUUGAUCCCGCUGCCCAUGUUAUUUGAAUUUUAUACAUGUACGUGAACGUUUAGUUGAAUAAUUACUUUAUUAUUUCGUUACGCUGUACAA
Messenger RNA from Colletes gigas, 1226 nucleotides. Its product is annotated as aquaporin AQPAe.a-like. The transcript is spliced from 6 exons. The coding region runs from base 78 to 950 and encodes 290 amino acids. The record is from RefSeq and is a predicted model, not a curated record. Gene Ontology annotation, biological process: transmembrane transport. Gene Ontology annotation, molecular function: water channel activity. Gene Ontology annotation, cellular component: plasma membrane. NCBI's taxonomy places the organism in Eukaryota, Metazoa, Arthropoda, Insecta, Hymenoptera, Colletidae.